AGUUUUGCUCUUCUGUAUUCACGUCAUCCCAGCUGAUGGAUUUUCAUUUAACAACUGCACGAUCCCUUACCCCUUCAGAUACUCUGCUAAUCCUAAGGUGCUGUGCAAUAGGAUGGGCUACAGACACGUUCCUAUACCCCUCCCCAACAACACCAUCCUUCUGGAUCUCUCUUUCAAUUCCAUCACCAGCGUUCUUCAAGGCGAUUUCAUCCGACUGUCAAAUCUGAUCAACCUAAAUCUAUCUGACAACAGGAUAUCUGAAAUACAAGGCAACGCGUUCAGUACCUUAGGAAAUUUGGAGGAGCUUAACCUCUCCAAUAACAAAUUAAAAACCGUAACGGUAAAUAUGCUUACUGGUCUCAUCAAUCUCUCUCGAUUAAGUCUCGACUCAAAUUGUAUUGAGACGAUAGAUAAUCGGUCUUUUGUAUCUCUUUUCAAUUUGAGAUUUGUCAAUUUGACUAAAAACAGGUUAGGUCACAUUUCCAGACUCGACGCUGUGUUUCGAGCACCGUAUUUGGAGGACCUAUAUUUGGGAAAAAACAACUUCACGGUUUUUGACUCGAGUGACGUCCCAUCAGCACUCCAUGCUUUGAAAAAGUUUGAUAUAUCUCGGAAUCCUUUGACGAUGAUUAAGAUAACGGAAAACAUCUUUCCUAGCCUUGAGUCUAUGGACUUGUCGAACUGUUUCGACAAAGGAUCUGUGGAGUGGGUCGUUUCAGACAAAGCAUUUCUUAACACCGUCAAGACUCUUAAUUUAAGUAAAAAUCAUAUUUCGCAGGAACAGCUGGGUAGUAUAAUGCAGAGUUUCUCCUCUGUUACCUGGAUGGGAUUAGAUCGUCUGAAUAGCUUGAAAGUACGGCGAACUUUACAGGAGGCUUGUUCUCCCCAACUGAGAGGUCUUCACUUUGAAGAAAACAGUUUGUCUGUACUUACUAAUGGCAUAUUUAGACCAUGUGCUUUCCUGAAUGAGUUACACCUAAGAAACAAUAAAAUAUCAACAAUGUACAGAUCAUCUUUUGAAAGUUUACAAAACCUGACAGUGUUACGCCUUCAAAAUAACAAACUGACGCAACUGAACCAAACUCUUCAACACCUUCCCAAGUUACAGUUACUCGAUCUUCAUCUAAAUGACUUUGAAACUCUCGACUGUCCUGAUUUUGCAAAUCUAACACAAUUACGGCAACUGUACCUGUAUAAGAACAGAAUUGUGACGAUCAAGGCAUGUCUAUUUAAGGAUUUAAAAAAUCUAGAUGAGCUUAUUAUGGACAGUAACAGGUUGAUAACAGUCAAUAAGGUCUUUACGUUUGGCCCCCAAAAUCUAAGGUACCUGGAUUUGAAGAGAAACAAGUUAAGUUUUAUCGAAAACAAUGCAUUCAAAGCGUUACGCUCCCUUCUUGUCUUAAACCUCGCAGAUAAUCAAAUAUUAGAGAUUCAACCACGUGGUUUCGCAGGAAUUAUGAAUUUAGUAGAGCUUUACCUUUCAUCAAACAAAUUCAACAAAAGAACAUUUAACCACUCAAUCUUUUCUAAUUUAGGCAAUCUACAGAAACUGGAUUUGAGCAGCAAUUAUUUAUCAUACGAGAGUCACGACGAGCUACCAAAACCACCGUUUGUUUCUUUAAGUAAACUGAAAUUGUUGCUUAUUAAUAGUCAGCGGCGAGGUUUACAGCACAUGCCUUCGAACUUUCUGAAAGGUCUGAAACAUUUACGAGCUUUUCUUUCUGGUAAUCUCAAUUUAGAAUCCUUGCAUUACGACACAUUUAGUCACACACCCAAUCUUAACAUCUUAGAUUUGUCUGGUAAUAAUUUUGCAGACAGAAACGCCCUAACAGCCAUGCUUUUUCAUCCAAUACCUGGACUGAGUAAACUUACACUGAGCCGAACUCAUCUUCAGACGUUGGACUUCUUAAUCGAAGCGAAUCUCAGCGGUCUUAUAACUCUACAGGCCGGAGUGAACGACCUACAGCUGAUAAACCAAACCGUGAUCCAGUCCCUUCAUCAGUUGAAGAUCCUCAAUCUGCAGAACAACAACUUCGCGUGUGAAUGUAGUAACGCUUGGUUCAUCGACUGGGCCAUCAGAAACAAAGACACUCAGGUGAUUUACCUGAACAAGUACAGAUGUCAUUACCCUCUUUCUUUGAGCGGUUCGACUCUGGACACUUUUGAUACGGAAUCUUGCAACGUCAAUUACGACUUCAUCUGCUUCAUUUGCAGCUCUUCUGUCACGAUUUUUACUCUGGUGGUUUCGUUCAUCUACCACUUUCUAAAAUGGCAGGUGGUCUUCGCGUAUUACCUCUUCUUAGCUUUCCUCAAUGACAGAAAGAGAAGGCAAAUCAAAAAUCAACCCGGCUUUCAAUUCGACGCCUUCAUUUCCUAUAAUGUUCGAGAAGAGCCCUGGGUUCUGGAGGAGCUCGUACCAAACCUGGAGGGUGAACACGGUCUGAAACUGUGUAUGCAUCACAGAGAUUUCCAGCCGGGCAAGCCCAUCAUCGACAACAUCGUAGACGGAAUAUACAACAGUCGCAAAACCGUUUGUCUGAUCACACAGAACUAUCUAAAAAGCGUUUGGUGCUCACAUGAGAUUCAGUUGGCCAGUUACAGGCUUUUUGAUGAAAAGAAAGACGUUUUGAUUUUAGUUUUCCUUGAGGAUAUUCCCAUACACCAACUUUCCCCAUAUUACAGAAUGCGGAAGCUGGUUAAGAAACGAACUUAUCUGCAAUGGCCCAAACCGGGAACCGAUACGAGACCCUUUUGGCAGAAACUUAAAAUGGCCAUAGAGACUAAAGAGACCAUGGAGGAAGAAACACAGAUCUUGUCUGGACAAGACAAAGGUCAUUUUUAAAGAUCAAAGCAUGAGAUGUUCUCACCACUAUAACAACAGUGAUGUCAA
Molecule: messenger RNA, 2890 nt
Organism: Paramisgurnus dabryanus
Lineage: Eukaryota; Metazoa; Chordata; Actinopteri; Cypriniformes; Cobitidae
Biological process (GO): signal transduction
Cellular component (GO): plasma membrane
Molecular function (GO): protein binding; signaling receptor activity
Source: RefSeq, a predicted model, not a curated record